CGUGACGUCACUCUUUCAUACGCUCCCUCCUACGGACAGCCCCAGCCUUUACAGAUGUGCCCGCAGUUAUGUGAUUUUACGUCAAGGGACGCUUGUACUCGUGUUCCGAAGGGGCAGUGUGUGUAGGGGAGUGUGUGUGAAAAGAAGCAGAGACCUUUCUUUCACUGGGGGAAAAGUCCCCAGCAAAGUAACGUUAUAUCGCUUCAGAGCCGCCCGCGGCUCACGGAUGUAGUGAGGUAGUGACAUAGGUGCGCAGAUCCGAUGAAGAUUCCAACUUAGCAGAAGUGACUUUACACGUCCCGGACACGGAGCAGCUGUGGAGACGUAUACCGCGGGGAAAUCCGGCAAAUGAGAUUUGACCCAGCCAAUGCUCAGGCCAUACUCACUAGGCUGUGAGUGCAAUGGUUUGGUCCACAAUGCUGACAUUCCUGCUGCAUAUUUUCCUCGUCUCCCACGGUGUUUUGUGUUAUGAGCCAGAGCUAGAAGGCUCUCUCUAUGAGGGUGCCCUUGACCUCCCAUGGCAGGAUGAGUUAUGCUGUGACUCACCUACAGCCCAUCUCACUGGGAAGGCAGAUGACAGACACAGGAUACAGUCCAGGGGGCCUGUGGGAAAUCUGUCUCAAUCAGACCACCCACACCAUCCUCACUGUCACUUUACAAGCGCAAGAAGAAAACUGCACCUUCAGAAAAAUCAUGAUUCCCCAGGAGAGAUCUGUAUGAAUAUCACCUGCAGAAUUGAUGAGGAGCAACAAAAUGUAAUUUUCGAUAUUAAGGCUGGAAUCCUACUGUCAAAUGCAUGGAGUGCGGGAUUGAUAGCAAUUAGCUUGAAGCACCUGGUGCCACAGAAAAUGGACACCGGAGCGAAGGAUGUGGUUGCUGUUGUUGAUAAUCGUAUGGUCUGUGCGGCAGAAGAAUCUCUCACGUGCUCUUUUACUCGCAACGAUACCGCCAGCUUCAUCGCUGUGGUCACCAUUGGCUUCGCUAACGCCACAGCACCACCUGUGCGACUUAGCAUUCCCACUCGUCAUGUAAAACCAAGUCCUCCAUUCAAUCUGACACACACUCACACCAUCGAGGGACAGCUGAUUUUAAGCUGGACUGACCCAUCACAGUUUAACCCUGGCCGGAUGAGCUGUGAGGUCCGGCAUACUACAAAAAGCAGUCAUCCAGUCUGGCAGGUUGUGUACGUUUCUGGAGAAUCCAGGGUGUCUCUGGAUCUGAGGCCCAGGUUGAACCACACUAUCCAGGCUCGAUGCUCCCACCUUGGGCAGCAGCCUCCGCUCUGGAGUGGAUGGAGCCAACCCCAUCAUAUCUACCUAGACACUGUGAGUUACAUCCCAGACAAAGUGGUGGCGCGUCCGGGAGAGAAUAUAACUGUGUACUGCGUGUUUAAUGACCACACCGUCAACGCCAGUACAGCAGUCUGGAUGCUGAACUUUAAACAUAAGCUUACCCACACCCAGUACAGCCAGGUCAACCAAUGGGUCAGCCAGAUCACAAUGCGGCCAUCAGAGAAGAGGAUGUAUGACCUGCUGCAGUGUACUCAGGCACGACAGUGGCAUAUCCCUUACAGCCAGAUCUAUGUUGAAGGUGCUGCCAUUGAUAUAAGCUGCGUGACCAGCGGUGACAUUGAUGCCAUGACCUGUAGCUGGAAAAACCUGCAGUUGACAACGCUCAAUUUCUUAGCCAGGUGGGCGGAUCUGCCAUGCGAUGUAAUGGAGGAGAGGGAGCGAGCCGGGGAGGAGGUCGGAGAGUUGGGGCAGGCAACAUGCCAGUCAGGGCGACUUGUGGAGAGGGUGUGGAGCUGCACCAUUCAGCCUCUGAGGAUGAACUGCUACAAGCUGUGGCUGGAGGUGCAGUCUCCGAUGGGCCCCAUCAGGUCCAGGCCCAUCUAUGUCUCACCCACAGACCAUGUAAAACCUCAUAAACCAUCUAAUGUGAAGGCAGUGAGCCAGCCCAGUGGCAUAUUGACUGUAUCAUGGGAGCCUCCACCUCUCCCUGUUGAAGGGCUUCAGUGUCAGUUCCGUUAUCACUCUCCUACUGUGAGAGCCCAGCCAGACUGGAAGAUCCAAAGGCCAACACAGGUUACACGGGCUGAGGUUGUGGUGCCAGACAUGUGCCGUGUAUACGUUGUGCAGGUCCGCUGCAUGCACAGCAAUGGUACAGGCUACUGGAGCGACUGGAGUGAAUCUGUCUACUCCACACCCCAGAACAGUAGAACACCUGAGCAUGGACCUGAUUUCUGGAGAGUUCUUCAGGAUGAUCCAUACAGAAACCAGACCAAUGUCACUCUGCUAUUUAAGGAUAUGCAACUAAAAGGACGCUCCUACUGCUUAGAUGGAUUUGUAAUUCAGCACCAGACAUCCGGGGGUGCUGUUUUUCGUGAACGGCUAGAGCAGGCGGCCUCCUACAGCUUUGAGUGGAGCCAGGAGGUUCACACUGUGACUGUGGGAGCCUUCAACAGCCUGGGGAGCUCGACCAAUAACAUCAACAUGACACUAGACAGACAGCCCAAACGGCAUUGUGUGCGAUUCUUCCAUGUGUUGGUGCUCAACAAUACUUGUGUGUCUCUGUCAUGGAGUCUGAUGGACAACUGCUCUGCGCCCAUUGCCAUGGUGGUUCAGUGGUCAGCAGAGAGGCAACAGGAUGCUGGCAGACAAAACAGCCAAAGUGCAGAAACUUGGGCCAGGCUCCCCUACACAGAUGGCACAUUCUACCUAAAGGGCAAUUUCUUUGGGUCAGAGGAGUAUGGCUUCACCUUGUAUCCUGUGUUUGCUGAUGCAGAAGGGGAGCCGGUGCACACCAUAGCCACGAGAGGGGACCCUGCGGCCUACAUGCUUCUGACAACAAUCACCUUCCUGUCUAUCGUUCUCUUUGUGACUCUCGUCCUCUCCCAAAACCAGAUGAAGAAGUUUGUGUGGAAGGAUGUUCCCAACCCCAACAACUGUUCCUGGGCCAAAGGGCUCGAUUUCAAAAAGGUGGACACCCUUGACCACCUGUUCCAACUCCCAGAGGGUCUGGCAGCUUGGCCAUUGCUGUUGCCUCCAGAGAAGAUUUCCCAAGCUGUUGUAGCAGACAAGCCAGACAUCCCAGUUUUAACCGCAGCCAUGGUCCAAGCUCCUCCCAUUUCCUUUUCUCCGGACCCUGUCUCUUCUCCCGUCAUCUGCCUAGCGUCAGGGUUGACCCCACGGCUCGACCAGACUAAAUCUGAUGACAUUGUGGGAGCAGCGCCCUCCCUGACUCCCACAGUGGGUAUCUUAGUGACAUCAGCUCCUCAGUUAAUUGACAGACAGAUGGAUGAUAUCCAACCAGGGAUCUUUCCCGGUACUAUGGAAAGCUCUGCACAGUCAUCAGUCACCUAUGCCACUGUGCUCCUCUCUGACCCGGGGCAGGACCAGCCUUCACUUCACCUACACUAUAAGGAGGGCAGUGGAAGCAGCUCCAGCGAUGAGGGAAACUUCUCUGCCAACAAUUCUGACAUUUCUGGAUCAUUCCCUGGAGGCCUGUGGGAGCUGGAGAGUUGCCGAGGUGGGGAGGCAGACGAUCCGCGGCGCUCCUGCUCCUACAACUCUGUGGAAGAGUUUUCCGAGACAUCUGAACAGGAUGAGGACGAAGGGAUGAGAGAAGAGAAGGACCUGUAUUAUAUGGCAGAGGAGGUGGAGGAGGAGGAGGAGGAGGAGGAAAGAGAACAAGUGGAGAAAGGGGAAACAAAGAUUGGGCUUCUUGAAAAUGCAGUUUUGAGCAGAAAGGAUUGUUGUGUGGAAUCAAACCCAUUACUUGGACCCGGGGACUCUAACAAGCCUAAUGAGCUGGCAUCCGGGUCAAUGGGUGGUUUCUCCUUAUUGUAUCUGCCCCAAUUCAGAACUGCCUCGUGCACAGAAAGCACCCCCAGGCUAUGAGCUAAGGCGCUAUGUUGAGAACUGACACAAAUGCACUUUUUAAAAAAAUGCAUAUGAUGUUGUAGUUGAAUGUGCCAUACAUCACAGCGUGUUGCCGGAACUGGUUUUCAUGAUUUUCCUGGUAAGCCUAGUGAAGUGUGAUGUCACAAAGUGUAAAAUACCUCGCCUGAAUAAGUCACUCAAAGUGUAGCUAUUCGCUAAUGCUGCUAUUGUGUACUGUGGGGGGAAAAGCAAGAGGUAGGAGGAUAGGAGGGCGCGUUCCUGUAAUCUGCAAUUAUUUCUUUCUUAAAUGGGUUUAGGUUUAAGCCUAACUUCUACUGUACCAAACUGCUCCUCUUCAAGUGGCUUUGUAGUGGUUUCUGUGGCGGGCGAGUGGCUACCGGGGGUAAAUGGGUAUUAUGAGACGUGCUAACACCUGGGUUAAUUUCAGCAAUUAUUUGGUCUAUGGUAAGGUCAAUUUACCCUUAAUCGGGUGUCAAAGCAGUGUGUGGUAAGUAACCGGGUAGGUGGGCACAUGUCUGUAUACCUGCAUUUACCCGUGCCCACCUUGCUGCUAAAAUGUAAGAGCAGCCAUUCUGAAUGCUGCCAGGGCCACGAGGGGGAACGAGGAGGAGAUUCAAACCGAAAAGAGAAAACGUUUGCUCUCCUCCGAGCACAUUCGACUUUGAAGUUAAAAGCACACGUGUUUCUGUUGAAAGCUGCCGCUGCGACUGACUCAUUAACUGACUCACUGACUGGAAAAGUAUUUUGCGGAGGAUGCAAAAGCCGUUGGAAGAGACCGGCGGCGGCCCUUUGUGCUCGAAUUCAAACACAACUAUGAGGGACAGUUUGCAGACUGUAAUUUGCAAUGAUGACAUUACCUGCCAACAUAAACAGUGUGUGUCAUUCCAUUGUGAGAUACUCUAGUUGAGAUGUUAAAAAUUUGUGAGACAUUGUGCUUAAUUUUUCUGUGCUUUUUAGUUUCAACUGAAAGCUGUAAAAGGAUGUAAACAAAAGACAUUAGAAUGUACAUUUGAGCCCAGUGGAUGAACAUGUAUGAAAACAAUCCUGGAGCAUGGUUUGGGUUUAAAAUUUGUAUAUUCAGAUAUCUUGUGUGUUUCUAGAUGCAAAGCACCUCAUGGAGCUAGCUUUUAACUCACUCACUCACUCAAGAUUCUCCACAAAGGAGAGCGGGUCACGUGCACAGCACUAGGGGUGCUCUGCAAGAGUUGUGCAUUGCAUCCAUGACACUGUGUGUCCUUAAUUGGGAAAAGCUAAGUAUUUAUUGUGAAUAGUUGUGAUUUCUUGAACAAGGUGGAAAUUAUACAUUUCCUGAUUUACUGUCUUCUAAUGUAUUAGACGACGUACCGUGCAUGUGUUGGCCGUGCACAAUAAAAUAUUGCACUACAAAUUGUCAGGAAAAAGAGUGGACCAGCGGUGCAAAGAUGGCAGCCACCAUGUGUGAUGUCAGCAUUAUUUUCAUGACUGUCACACAGGGCAAAAGGUCAAAAUAUUAAGUUCAUUGCUCUUGCCAGUUCAGACAGACUAGAUGUGUGUACUGUGGGAUGAGUAACGGCAAAAGACAAUGACAUUACUCCAAAAGGCUGCCUUCUCUGUGUGCAUCACUAUUCUGGUGUUUUAAGCAUAAAUAUUGGGAGAAUAAAUAGCUUAUUUCUGCUA
Messenger RNA from Lampris incognitus (smalleye Pacific opah), 5558 nucleotides. RefSeq names its product leptin receptor (gene lepr). Gene Ontology annotation, cellular component: external side of plasma membrane. Lineage: Eukaryota; Metazoa; Chordata; Actinopteri; Lampriformes; Lampridae. The transcript has 21 exons. Gene Ontology annotation, molecular function: cytokine receptor activity; protein binding. The record is from RefSeq and is a predicted model, not a curated record. Bases 402 to 3899 code for a protein of 1165 amino acids. Gene Ontology annotation, biological process: immunoglobulin mediated immune response; cytokine-mediated signaling pathway.